AUGUCUGAGAGCAAGGACGGAGGGGUGCACAUGCUCCCAGUGCCCGUGUGGAGCCAGCAGGAGGUGGACAUCCACGUCCCCAUCACCCUCCACCCCAGCAUCUUGACGUUCCCGUGGCAGCCCAAGACUGGCGCCUACCAGUACACCAUCCAGGCCCACGGGGGCAGCGGGAACUUUAGCUGGUCUUCCUCCAUCCACCUGGUGGCCACCGUCACCGUCAAGGGCGUGAUGACCACAAGCAGUGACACGGGCCUCAGUGUGGUCUGGGCACAGGAUGUCCAGAACCCUCUGCAUUUCGGUGAGAUGAAGGUGUAUGUGAUCGAGCCCAGCAGCAUGGACUUCGCCCCAUGCCGGGUGGAGGCUCGAGUGGGCCAGACCCUGGAGCUGCCCCUGAGGAUCAACGGCCUCAUGCCCAGUAGGGACAGCAAGGUGGUCACCCUCAGCGACUGCUCCCACUUCGACUUGGCGGUGGACGUGGAGAAGCGGGGCGUGUUCCAGCCCCUCCCGGGGCGGCUGCCCCAGGGGCCUGAGCACUGUGGUGGCGUCCGGGUGAAGGCCGAGGCUCGGGGCUCCACCACACUCCUGGUGAGCUACACGCAUGGCCACGUCCACCUGAGCGCCAGCCUCACCAUCACCGCCUACCUGCCCCUCAGGGCCGUGGACCCAUCCUCCGUAGCUGUGGUCACCCUGGGCUCCUCAAAGGACAUGCUGUUUGAAGGAGGCCCCCGGCCCUGGGUCCUGGAGCCUGCCAAGUUCUUCCGGAACCUCACCUCUGAGGACGGGGACAGCAUCAGCUUGGCCCUCCUUGGCCCGCCCGCCUCCCGGAGUCACCAGCAGCACAGCAUCUGCUCCACCUGCCAGGCCCUGGGCGAGCAGGUCAUCGCCCUGUCCGUGGGGAACCAGCCCAGCCUCACCAACCCUUUCCCCGCCGUGGAGCCUGCCGUGGUGAAGGUCGUCUGCGCCCUGCCAUCCAGGAUCAGCCUCACGCCUGUCCACGCCGGUCCCCCGCUGGACCCGUCGUGUCCACGGCUGCAGCACGACAAGCAGGUGGUUCCCAUCUCCAGCCACCGCAACCCCCUGCUGGACCUCGCCGCCUAUGACCAGCAGGGCCGCCAAUUCGACAACUUCAGCUCCCUGGGCGUCCAGUGGGAAUCCACCCGGCCCUCGCUGGCCAGCAUCGAGCUGGACCUGCCCAUGCAGCUGGUGUCCCGGGACGACGGGAGUGGCCAGAGGAAGUUUCAUGGAUUGCAAGCCAUUGCUGUCCAUGAGGCAUCAGGGACCACCUCCAUCUCUGCCACGGUGACCGGCUACCAGCUGUCCCACCUCAGUGCAGCCACAGUGAAGCCACUGCCUGGCCCACCUGCGCCCGUGUCCGCCUCGGUGGAGCUGGUCCUGGUGGAGGACGUGCGUGUGGAUCCGGACAUGGUGACCCUCUACAACCACCCUGAUGUCCAGGCAGAGUUGCACGUCAAGGAGGGCUCCAGCUACUUCUUCCUCAACACGAGCACUGCCAAUGUGGUCAGGGUGGCCUACCAGGAGGCCAGGGGCAUCGCCACGGUGCACCCUUUACUGCCAGGCUCGGCCACCGUCCUGAUCCAUGACCUGUGCCUGCCCUUCCUGGCCCCAGCCAAGGCCACCGUCUACGUCUCAGACAUCCACGAGCUGUAUGUCCGCGUGGUUGACAAGGUGGAGAUUGGAAAGAUGGUCAAGGCCCACGUCCGAGUGCUGGACUUUUACAAGAAGUCUUUCCUGGCCAAGUACUUUGCCUUCAUGGACCUCAAGCUGCGGGCGGCCUCCCAGAUCAUCACCCUGGUGGCCCUGGAUGAAGCCCUGGACAGCUACACGGCUGCGUUCCUGGUGCAUGGCACGGCCAUCGGCCAGACCAGCCUGACCACAAACAUGACCGAUACCGCCGGACAGAGGAUCAGCUCGACCCCGCAGCAGAUUGAAGUCUUCCCCCCGUUCAGGCUGAUUCCCAGGAGGGUGACGCUGAUCAUCGGGGCCACGAUGCAGGUCACCUCUGAGGGCGGUCCCCAGCCGCAGUCCCACAUCCUCUUCUCCAUCAGCAAUGCCAGCGUGGCCACCGUGGGCAGCACAGGGCUGGUCCGUGGCCUGGCCGUGGGCAGCGGCACCGUGUCGGGCGUCGUGCAAGCGGCGGACGCGGACACCGGCAAGGUCAUCGUGGGCUCCCAGGACCUGGUGGAGCUAGAGGUGGUGCAGCUGCGGGCGGUGAGGAUCCGCGCACCCAUCACGCGCAUGAGGACGGGCACCCAGAUGCCCGUCUAUGUCACUGGGGUCACCAACAACCAGAGCCCUUUCUCCUUUGCAAACGCCGUGCCAGGCCUGACCUUCCACUGGUCGGUCACCAAGCGCGACAUCUUGGAGCUCCGCGGACGGCACCACGAGGCGUCCGUCCAGCUGCCCUCGCAGUACAACUUCGCCAUGAGCCUGCUCGGCCGGGCGAAGGGCCGCACGGGGCUGAGGGUGGUGGUCAAGGCCCUGGACCCCUCAGCGGGACAGCUGCACGGCCUUGCCAAGGAGCUCUCAGACGAGAUCCAGGUCCAGGUUUUCGAGAAGCUGUGGCUGCUGAACCCCGAGAUAGAAGCAGAACAAAUAUUAAUGUCCCCCAACUAGUUUAUCAAGCUCCAGACAAACAGGGACGGUGCCGCGGCUCUUUGCUACCGUGUCCUGGAGGGGCCUGAGAAGGUUCCCGUCGUGCAUGCCGAUGAGAGGGGCUUCCUGGUGUCCGGCUCUGUGAUCGGGACGUCCACUGUCAAAGUGACCGCUCAGGAGCCUUUCGGGGCCAACCAGACCAUCAUCAUUGCCGUGAAGGUGUCCCCCAUCUCCUACCUGAGGAUGUUUUUAUAUAGAGUUAGUUGCUGAUGAGCCUUUAUAUAUUCUAAUUAUUUUAAAUAAUUUAUGUUUAGUUGUCGAUGGACACAAACCUUUAUCUUACUUGUUUAUUUACACGCGGUGCUGAGAAUCGAACCCAGGGCCUCACACGUGCUAGGCGAGCCUCUACUGCUGACCUCCACCCCAGCCCCCUAAGUAAAACUUUACUACUCCAUGACCCCGUCCAACCCUCCCAUUGCAUAGAUGGGGAAACUGAGGCCCAGGGUCAGGAAGGCAUGGCUGAGUGAACCCCCCGUCCUUGCUCCUCCGGACCCUGCAGGUCCACAGCUGUGCCUGCUGGAUGCACACGUCUCUGAGUGUUUUUCCCAAUGACUGGUUCUCAGGAGGAGGUUUUGACAUCAGAUAAAGCAAACAGUUUAUUAGUUAAUGAGAGAGGGAAAGGGGGGAACCAGGCUUCAGCUGUGGGCUGGGGACGGGCUCCCGCCCGCUAAGCUGUAUGCCGUGUGUGAUUAGCACGCGCAGCUUCCCUGAGGACUCAUUAGCAGCCUCAUCGGGAGGCCGCUGUCAUUGAGCGAAAGGAGCGUUUCAGUCUUCACUGAGAGCGAGGAAGGCGCUGCGGAGACUCGGGAAAACGGGGUCUGAAUUGAACCCAGGGGCCCUCGACCCCUGAGUCCCAUCCCCAGCCCUGUUUUGGAUUUUAUUUAGAGACAGGGUCUCCCUGAGUUGCUUAGGGCCUCGAUGUUGCUGAGGCUGGCCUCCAAUUUGCGAUCCUCCAGCCUCAGCCUCCAGAGCCGCUGGGAUGACAAGCCAUACCACUGUGGGCAGCCAGCAUGGAUCUUAGAAGCCCCCAGAGGCCCAUGUCCUAAGGGCUCGGUGGCCGUUCUGGGGCACUACUGGGAGUUGGUGCUAGUGAGAGGACUGUCCUUGGGGAUGUGCUUUCAAAGGGCAUAGUGGCCCUGGCGGGAGCAUGAGGUGUGACAGAAGGGGGCUCUGCCAUGGUGCUGUCCCGCAGGCUCAAACAGGAGGCCUGGGGACCCUGGACCAAGUCCAGGAACCUGUGAGCCCAAAUUAGCCUUCGUCCUUGCAGCUGGUUAACUUGGGUCUCCCUCCUGUGGCAGGAGGCUGGCUAGCAGAUGGAGUGGGCAUGGGGACCGGGGUGGCUCAGUGCACGCUGCCCUGGGCUGGAUCCCAGGACCAAGAAAAAGCAAAAAAAUCAGCGAUAGCAACACAGUGGUCAGCUCCUGUGUCGAGGACCCUGGGCAGUGUGGUCAGGAGCAAGUGCUAGGUGCUGGAUGCUCGUGAACUUGGGCGGGGCUGGGCGCGGGUCAGCGCUCACCUAGCCCAUGAUUCCUGGGCUCCAUCCACCAAGCCACACGAAGGUAAAUAAAUAAAUAAAAGAUGUGACCUUCGUCCAUUCCCCUCCUUCAGGGGCCCAGGGAAGCCACUCCUGGUCUCUGGGGGUUCAUGACACCAGAGUCACUUCCUAGCACCCAUCUGUCACUCACUGAACCAACAGAAGCCAGAUCAAUAAUUGAUCAGGAGUCCUAAGCGCGGAUGCCGAUAGGUCAGCUGGGUGUGCCCGUGGGAGAGGAACUGGGGUGGACGUUGGUGACCCAGAGCAUGUGGCCUCACCUGUUACCUGUCAUCUCAGCACCUGGGGAGGCUGAGGCAGGAGGAUCGCAAGUUGGAGGGCAGCCUCAGCAACUCAGUGAGGCCCUGAGCAAUUCAAUGAGACCCUGUCUCUGAAUAAAACCCCAAAUAGGGCUGGGACAGGGCUUAGUGGCCGAGUGCCCCAGGGUUCAGUCCCCAGUAUCCCCCCCCUCUUCCCUCCCAUUAAAAAUGGCCCAGGUGGGGACAGCAGACAUGGUGACAGUUUGGGCUGUGGGAUCAAUCUGCCUGCCCCGCCACCCAGGGCUGCCCGUUCUGCCUGUCCGUCCGAGGACCCGUGGAAGCCAGUCCUGCAGCCCAGCUGAGACCUGUGCUUAGGGACCAGUGCGAGUUCUCAGACAGUGACCUGAUGGCAGCGGCUGCCAGGCGGGGAGCACAGCCUGGAGGAGGACCGCUCGGCCCUGCUCCGGAUCUGCAGGGCAGCUUGCUUCUAGGAAGGCCAGCUGGGGUCACCUGGCCUGGCUGCGCCACCGGCUCAGAAGCCAAGAGUUCCGGGGCUAUUUAUAUCCACCCGGCCAAUCUUUUGAUGACAUCGUGCAAAGCCUUGUGAAGCUGCGUUUGUACACUGGCCUCACAGGCAGUCAGGAGCAGGGACGAGGACAUGGAUCUUGACGGCUGGACACCAGCUUGGCCACCAGAGAGCCUUAGAGGGACGGCCACCUCCUCCAGCUGUGUGGCCAGCCCUGGGCUCACACUGUCCUCCGUGUUUCUCUGUCUUAGGGCAGCGGGGAGGCUGGCUGGGGCUGGGUGUUAGUUGAGCACCUACUGUGUGCAGGUACUUUUUUCCCCCCAAAGGACUGUUGCUUAAUUUUUAAGAAUUGUGAUAAAUCUGUGUGAUUUUU
Molecule: messenger RNA, 5363 nt
Organism: Marmota monax (woodchuck)
Lineage: Eukaryota; Metazoa; Chordata; Mammalia; Rodentia; Sciuridae
Product: nuclear pore membrane glycoprotein 210-like
Exons: 22
Cellular component (GO): nuclear pore
Source: RefSeq, a predicted model, not a curated record